Alnus glutinosa is the source of this 2278-nucleotide messenger RNA. RefSeq lists its product as uncharacterized. Gene Ontology annotation, molecular function: RNA binding. The record is from RefSeq and is a predicted model, not a curated record. Gene Ontology annotation, biological process: box C/D snoRNP assembly. Gene Ontology annotation, cellular component: nucleus. The transcript has 8 exons. NCBI's taxonomy places the organism in Eukaryota, Viridiplantae, Streptophyta, Magnoliopsida, Fagales, Betulaceae. The coding region runs from base 154 to 2109 and encodes 651 amino acids.
UCUAAACCCUGAAUUCCAGUGACAGCCUUAAACCCGCCUCUUCCAGUUCCAAUUGUGCGUUUGAAGCUCGGAAGCUCUACCUCAACAAAAUCACUCUCUCAAUGCCCUAAGCUUUACUCUGCAACUUGCUUGGCUUGUUCUCUAUGCUAUAAAAUGCGGCCUUUCUACAAUUCCUUUCCUCAACUGGUAAACCAAACCCAGCAAGCCAAUGCUUCCACUGCUCCGCCUCCUCAACAGGUUAUGCAAUCUAAUCCUUCCCUUGUAAAUUCGUGUAAUUUAGUGCUAAAUCCUAUGCAAUUUCAACCCCAGUUUGGCAUGAGCAAUGCUCAAACUCAAGUGCUCUUCAGUAAUUCCAAUGCCCACUUGAGCCCCAGUGUGCGGCCAUCCAUAACUCAACCUGGUUUCGUGAAUGGACCUACCCAUCUUCUUCCCUUCCAAAAUACUCAUCUGGGUAUGACCCAUUUGGGUUCUCAACCGGGUCAGUCCCUUUUGGGGAUUGGUCCACAGAACAGUGUAUGCAAUAGGAACACGAUUGCAGGGUUUCUAGGUCAUGGACAAUUCUCUAAUUUGGCGCAGAAUGCUAAUCAAGUCAAUGUGUCUCAGCCUCCUUUUGUGCAUAAUUUUCCAAAUUUACCUCAACAACUCAAUCAGAAUAUGGUUUUGCCGAAUGGACAGUACGGUUUUCCAAAUAUGUUUCAAAAUAUGAACCAACUUGUGCCCUUGCAAAUGCCAACUUCUUCUCAAGUUGGUCCUUACGGUAUCCCUCCUUAUCUAUUGGGUGGUCUGAAUCAACCACCUCAGGCCACGGUUCCUCAAAAUCCCACCUUCAUGGCAAAUAUGCAGUUUGGUCUUGUUCAUUGCAAUCAGGUUGGGCAGCAAGGUAACCAGAAUCAGCAAAACUUGGCUCCACCUACAACAGAUGCAAAUGCAUUAAAACCAUCACCUAUUGCGGCUCCUCAAUUACAAGGGAACUCAUCUGCGCCACUGAAUCAUUGUCCAGUUCAACCCCAGCAGUCUAAGGACUUGCAAACUUCUGUUUUCACAAGGUCACAGGGCAAUCCUUUUAAGAAUGGUGGGAUUAAUGCUGCAAGCUCCAACUGGAAAAAUUCACCAAGCAAAAACUUCACAAGGAAUCCAAAAAGAGGGGUACCACAAGGGGGAUCUCAGAAGUCUCAGUUUCAUCAUAUGAAAAAUGAAAAGAGAAAGUUUGGGUUUCCUAAUGAACAGAAGGGGAAAGGGUUUAGCAAUGAGAGGACAGCAAAAUUUGGUCUUGCUAAUUCUACCAACCAAGCCAGGGAGUGGAAGAGAUCUCUUCCUUUGAACUACACGGAACAAGAAAUCAAACAGUGGCGUGAAGCACGUAGGAAGAACUACCCAUCAAAUGCCAACAUAGAGAAGAAGCAGACUGAGAAGCUAGCAAACUCUGAGGCCAAUGAUAGAGAGGCCAAACUACGGAAAGCGCAACUCAAGGAGAUUCUAGCAAAGCAGGCUGAAUUGGGAGUUGAAGUUGCAGAGGUACCAUCAUACUAUCUCUCGGAUUCAGAGAAGCAACGGCAUGGAAGGGAAGAGAACAGAAGGCCAUUGACUAAGAAGGAGAGAUUCCAAAACAAGUUUAAUAAGAGAGGAAGACAUGACAAAAAAGACCGAUUUGCCAAGAAGCAGAGGUUAGCAGACAAGGAUUCAUCGAAUGCAGCUUCUUUGAACAAAAGAAAGCCAACACUACUGCAGAAACUUCUGAGUGCCGAUAUAGGUAGAGACAAAAGCCGCUUGUUGCAGGUUUUUAGGUUCAUGGUGAUGAACUCAUUUUUCAAAGAUAUGACUGAUAAACCUCUGAAGUUUCCUUUAGUAAUAGUUAAAGAAAGUGGAUGUGAGGACGAUGUGGUUGAAGUGAAAUCUCCUUCCGUGGUGAAAGAUGCUGAAGGUAGCAUCAUGACCACGAUUAAAAGAUCUAAUGAUGAUAAUGGUGAAGAAAAAAAUGAUGACGACGGCAAUGCUGAUGAUAAUGAUGGGCAAGUAAAAGAAGCAUCUUAUUUUGUUAGAAGAGAAUGUAGUAGUAUUGGUGAGGGAACUGAGAGACCCGAGGAAGAAGAGGGUGAAAUCAUUGACUAGAAGUCUCCCUCUUUGAGCAUUGUACUGCUAUGUAUGAAGUUCAGGUUGUCUUAACAGUUAGAAUUUGGAGCUGGAGCUAAUCUGCCUCUAUCUACAUUCAUGGUUUCCAAACAAAUAUGUAUAAUGCAUUAGAAAAUUGCCAGCAUGAGCAUCAUGUAUCAUAAACUUA